Scomber japonicus (chub mackerel) is the source of this 7514-nucleotide messenger RNA. RefSeq names its product serine/threonine-protein kinase WNK1-like. NCBI's taxonomy places the organism in Eukaryota, Metazoa, Chordata, Actinopteri, Scombriformes, Scombridae. The record is from RefSeq and is a predicted model, not a curated record. Gene Ontology annotation, molecular function: potassium channel inhibitor activity; ATP binding; chloride channel inhibitor activity. The coding region runs from base 646 to 6426 and encodes 1926 amino acids. Gene Ontology annotation, biological process: monoatomic ion homeostasis; intracellular signal transduction; protein phosphorylation. The transcript is spliced from 28 exons. Gene Ontology annotation, cellular component: cytoplasm; cytosol.
ACUGCGACCGAGAGCCCACAAACUGUAACUCCGUCAUAUUCAGUAACUGGACAACAUAUCUCUCUGACACGUAUGGAUAAUGUACACGUAACAUUAGUCCUCUUUUCACAGACGAAGACGGAUCUCCGCGGUGAGGACAAUUUCAAACCUCGGUGAUCAUCAUUCGUGUUUUGGAUAUUGAGUGAAACUGGACUGGACUAUAUUUGGAUUAUCUGGCCAACCUGCCUUUCCCUGCAGUCAGACGUUCAGUGCCUGUAGCAGGCUGUGCAUGUUUGUUCCUCACCAGUGAUUCCUUAUGCUUGGUAGAAACCGAACCCUGCGUCUUACAGGAUGGAUGGUGUGGACUUAAAGGGGCUUGUGUAUCAACAUCAACACUCUGUGUUCUGCUGCGGUGUUCAUUUUUUUUCCUUUUACAAAAGAACACCUCCCAUCCUACACCUCCAAUCUCUGAACUCUAUAUAUAUAAAGACCGUCUUUGAGCAAUAAAAAAGACAGUGAAAUAUAGGAGUUGGAAGACGUUCUAUAUUUUUUCCUUGUAAAUCACAGAUAGAUACUGCUUAGAGAAGCCUAUAUGGCAGACAUGGAAAUAUCCUUACUUUAAUUUCUCAAUUAUUGUACCCCCUUACUCUUGGUGUGGGUGGUGGGAUGUCGGAAAAGCCUGACGACAAAAUGGUGAAGUUCCUGGCUCCCCCUCAGAAGAGUGGAAAUGGCCCGAGUUCGGGUUCAGACUCCAUGGUGACUGACUGCCGGCCGCCAGAAGUGAGGCGGCGGCAUCACACCAUGGAGCGUGAUCGUUGUAACCCCGAACACCGUUUCCUGCGCCGCAGUGUCAUCAGUGACUCCAAUGCCACAGCACUGGCCCUCCCUUUACCCAGCAAGAUCCCCAUUCCUGCACCUCUACGGAUUCAAUCAUAUGAAGCUGUCCCCCAGCGACAACAGGCUGUUGCUGCUGAUCAUUUGCCACGGGCUGAACCAAGUUUAGCUCCAAAUGAGGAGUCUGCUGAUAGUGGUAGAAGAAGAGAAGAAGGAAAAGACAUAGAAAUAGCCAAGGUGGAAGUAGUGCCUUUAGGAAAGGAGCCUCCCAGUGUACAAGAAAUCUGUGAUAGAGAGGUUGUGAUAGCAGCCCGUGCUGCACCAUGCUUAGAAGCAGAGUUGCCAAGUCAAACCGAACCUGAAAGCACUGCUGAGGUGAAGGCACAUGGAGAAGAGGGGGAGGAAGAAGAUAAGGACUCUGCCAAGGCUCGAGCAGAGGCAGAGCAGAGAGAAGCUGAGAAGAAAGUGCAGGAGGACAUCGAAGAGGCGGAGACCAAAGCGGUGGGAACAUCACCGGAUGGCCGUUUCCUAAAGUUCGAUAUCGAAAUUGGACGCGGCUCCUUCAAGACCGUCUACAAGGGCUUGGACACCGACACCACAGUAGAGGUGGCUUGGUGUGAGCUGCAGGAUCGUAAGCUGACGAAGACGGAGCGGCAACGCUUUAAGGAGGAAGCAGGGAUGUUAAAGGGACUACAGCAUCCCAACAUUGUCCGCUUCUAUGACUCCUGGGAGGGACCGUCCAAAGGCAGGAAGUGCAUUGUACUGGUUACUGAACUCAUGACUUCUGGCACACUCAAAACAUAUCUGAAGCGGUUCAAGGUGAUGAAAAUUAAAGUGUUGCGGAGCUGGUGUAGACAAAUCCUCAAGGGACUCCACUUCCUUCAUACUCGGGCCCCUCCCAUCAUCCAUAGGGACCUGAAGUGCGACAACAUUUUCAUCACAGGCCCAACAGGAUCCGUUAAGAUUGGAGACCUGGGACUGGCCACACUGAAGCGCGCAUCCUUUGCCAAGAGUGUUAUAGGUACCCCUGAGUUCAUGGCGCCUGAGAUGUAUGAGGAGAAGUACGACGAGUCAGUGGAUGUGUAUGCCUUUGGAAUGUGCAUGCUGGAGAUGGCCACCUCAGAGUACCCUUACUCAGAGUGCCAGAAUGCUGCACAGAUCUACCGCAGAGUUACCAGCGGGGUGAAGCCGGGCAGCUUUGACAAGGUGGCCAUUCCUGAAGUGAAGGAGAUCAUCGAGGGAUGUAUUCGUCAGAACAAGGAUGAGAGGUACUCGAUCAAGGACCUUCUGAACCAUGCCUUCUUCCAGGAAGAUACAGGGGUGCGUGUGGAGCUGGCAGAGGAGGAUGAUGGAGAGAUGGAGGCUAUUAAGCUGUGGCUGAGAAUUGAGGAUGUGAAGAAGCUCAAGGGGAAGUACAAAGACAACGAGGCUAUCGAGUUCUCCUUUGACCUCAACAAAGAUGUCCCAGAGGAUGUGGCUCAGGAAAUGGUGGAGUCUGGUUAUGUGUUUGAGGGUGACCACAAGACCAUAGCUAAGGCCAUCAAGGACAGGGUGUCUCUGAUCAGUCGCAAGAGAGCACAACGGCAGCAGGUCAGAGAAGAACAGGAGAAGAGAAAACUAGAAGAAGAACAGCAGGGUCAGUUACCGCCAGCACAGCAACCAGGCCAACAAUCUAGCGUGGAGGUGCCUCAGUCCCAUCCAGUGCCACAGCAUGCAUCUUACAUACCUCCACAACCAAACCAACACAGCACACAAAUGGCUGUCCUGCCUACAUCUCAGCAGAGCCUUCAGAGUACUAACUACAACACUCCUCAGUCAACCCAGCUGACUGGUAUGACACAGGUGGUCCCAUAUGUCCCCCAGUCAGCUGGACUAGUCCUAGCUCCAGUUUACGGUCAGAGUGUGGCUAACAUCCAGCCAGAGUCAGAGGAACCUGAAGCUGACCAACACCAACAUCUACAGCGUGCUGGAGGAGCCACUCACAUUGGAGACAGACCCGGUUCCUCCGAGGUCCAGCCUGCAAAGCCUGAAAUGUCUUACAGCACCCCUCCCAGUCAGCAGCUUCAGUCCCAGGUGUCGUGUCCUCAGACACAAAAUGACCAACAGCAGCAGUUGGCGGUGAUUCAACCCCAAAUGCAAGGAGUCCAGCCUGAAAUUGUGCCCGGUAGCCAGUCUGUUCCAGUGGCACCUCAGCAGUAUGGAGUUUACUACAAUCCAUCGCUUCCCCCUCAGAUACCCACCCAGCAGGUGAUGAUACCUCCGUCCUCUCAGUCGUCUCCCCCUCUGCAGCAGCAGCAACAGCCAGAGAGCUGCACUGCUCUUCAGGGCUCCAUUCUACCACAGGCACAGACUGGAGCUCAGCAGAUACAGGCCCCUGUGAGCAUUCCUCAGUCAACACCAGCAGAGCAGCCAGCAGGCUCUUCAGCUCUGGUGGCUCCACCUGUGGAAAGCUGCUUGUCAGAUGCAGCUUCAGGUCUUAGUGACGGCAACGAUGGAAAUUCUACAUCAGGAGGCCGCCAUGAGGGCCGCUCACUGAAGCGCCAUCAGCGACGAUCCGUCCGCAGUCGUUCCCGCCACGACAAGAGUGCAAAGGCCAAAUUGAAUGUCCUAAGUAUCUCUAAUAUGGGAGACAGAGUAGCAGAGUGCCAGCUGGAAACACACAACAGGAAGAUGGUCACCUUCAGAUUUGACCUUGAUGGUGAUAAUCCAGAGGAAAUUGCAGAAAUCAUGGUUGCCAGUGAGUUCAUCUUGGAAAGUGAGCGAGAGACCUUCAUCGAGCAGGUCCGAGAAGUCAUAGAAAUGGCUGAUGAAAAAGGAGGAGAGGGCUUGAAGGAAGGCUUUCCCAAGAUGAGUGAUCUUCAGCAACAACCUGAGCUCUCUGUUCCCAUGGUGCCAGGCAUUUCUCCCAGCACUGCAGCCCAAGUGGUGCAUUCAGCAGGACGAAGGUUCAUAGUCAGCCCAGUGCCAGAGUCCCGGCUCAGGGAACAGUUCUUUGGCGCUCCUUCUGCUCAUACCUCCUUUGGAGAUGAAGCUGCCCCAGGGGCCUCUACAACAUUGGGCCUUUCUCUGUCAGCUCCAUCUGGGGUUCUGCAACAGGCCUUCAAUAAAAUGAAGCAGGGUCGUUUAGAAAGAUGCAACACCAUUGAUCCUCCUGCUGCUGAUCAGGAACCAGUCACUGUCCCGUCCACUGAGGCUACACUCGGCCCAAACUCUAACAGUGUUCUGGCUCCUCUGGAAGCUGCAGCUUCCACCACUGGCACUAGUUAUCCUGCUGUGUCUGUCACAUCGACUGCAACACCCUCGCCACCCCCAUUAACUGGGAGGGUUUCCCCUCCGCCCAUAUCAUCUCAGUCCCAAAUUCCAGCUCCUGUCCCCAGUGAACCCUGUUUACCACGCCAGUCUUCUCAUGACACUGCCCCCUCACAAAUUGCACCAACUGCUAGCAUCCCUUCCUCAUCUUCCUCCUUUUCUCCUCCUGCUGUGCAGACCUCUGUAGCUUCAGCACCUGGAUCUCAGCUGAGCAGCACUUCUAAUACUGUCUCUGUCCCUACUUCAGAACAGCAGCCUUUUAAUGGUGCUGUUACUACCCAUGCUCCGUCUGUCCCCAUUUCUGCUCAGCCUGCACCUCCUACUUCUUUACCCAGUCAGAGCCAGCCGCAGUCAGGGGAGUCAGACGGGGCUGAACUCCAGACCAAAGGUGCUGGCAGAGAUGAUAUCCAUGCCCUAGAUAAAAAGUUACGCUCCCUCUUUAAAGACCAGAGCUCUGCUUCCUCUGCAUCACUGGAUCCUGGACAGAGCACAGGGACCUCCUCCCCUCCGACUGGAACUUCCUCCCCUCCGCCUGGAGCUGCUCUUGUGCCUCCAUCGAACCUUCCCCUCACAUCUGGGGUACAAGGUGUCCUGGGCCCCACAACCACCACAGGACAGGGAAUCACCUCAGCAGGGCAUGCCCAGACCCCCCCAACAAAGCCCAGGGCACAGACUUUACCCACUGGUUUUGACCAAGCUGCUACACCUUCCUCUGACCUUGUGCCCCCAAUUCCUGGACCAAAUCAGUCACAACAACCCCUGGGUAAUUUGGAUGCCCAGUUAAGGAGAGCUCUGAGCCCAGAGACUGUCCAGCCUCCAGCAGCAGGUUUCACUCUGGGACGUUUCCAAGUGUCAGUUGCUGAAGGUGGAUCCAGCAGCGUUCCAGGUCCCUCCAGCAUUGUCUCCUCUUCCUCCCACCCACCGUCCUCUACCUCUUCCUCCUCUUCAUCUUCUUCCUCUUCCUCCUCCCCCUCAAGUCCAGAAAAUACUCUCCACCGGUCAUCUGGUCUGCCCAGAGGAGUCAGUAAACCUGACACUGUAAACGGAUCCUCAUCUGUCUCUGCUGGUCCUGACAGUCAGCCCACCACCAUAGGGCGCUUCCAUGUUUCCGCAAGCGCCAACGCCACAUCUGGGCAAACCACUGGUUCUAAAGUGGGACGCUUUUCAGUUACAGUGACCCCAGCAGCAGGCUCCAGCCCAUCACAUGGCUCCAGUAUGCAGAAUGGGCCCUCAUCCUCAACCUCCGACCCUCAUAAUGCACAUACUCAUUACAGUAGUGACAAUGAUGAUGACUCCGAGAAUGAGGAUGAAGCUUUGCAGAAAGAAAUCAGCCGUCUCAGAGAGAAACACAUGCUGGAGAUUCAGGCCUUGCAGAGUCGUCAGAAAGAGGAGAUAGAGGGUCUGUUCACGCGGAUGGGAAAACCACCUCCUCCCGCUAUCCUUUCUCCUGCUGUGGCCAUGGCUGGAGGUCGACGUAGGCUUAAAAGUAAAAGCCACAAAUCUGCUCGCAGUAGUGGACAGCCCAGCCCUGUACACUCAGGAUCUCCAUCCUCAGCUCAGAGUCUUCAUGGUUCAGACUCACCUCCAAAGCUAGGUUCACCCUCAGCAACAGAGGCCUCACAAACAGGUGGCAGGACGUCUCUACUUAGAUCCUCUCCAUCUAUGCCCAUUCUCAGUACUUGCUCUACAGGAGUAAGCGGGACCAGCUCCACAAAUGGUUCAGGCCACUGCCAGAACCACUCUACUUCUCUGACCCAGGCAACUGGACCAACCCCUCCUGCCUCUCACACCCAGAAGGGCAAGGGCACGUUCACCGAUGACCUGCACCAACUGGUGGAUAACUGGGCCAGGGAUGCCAUCAGCCUCUCCCAGUGCAAGAGAGGCCCUAAAACUGGACCACAGGCAGCACAUGAUAUUGUUCCUCCAGCCAACAUGGGCCGUAAAUAUUCAGCUCCAGGCUACCUCUGCCCAACACUUCCCACAGCUUCCAGCACCACCUCUACCACCUCCACUCACCUCCCCAACUCUGCCAAUCCCUCCGUUCCUCUUGGGCCUCGUAAAGGCUCGCUGGGCCCAGUUGCCCCAGGGUAUGGGUAUACCUCAGCCCCAUACAACAGCGCUCCUCAGUGGGCAGGACCCACAGGCACAUGCCAGGUCAGCAUGCUUAAUCCCACACAGCCACUAACACAGUACCAGCCGCCCACGACUGCCUCGGUGUCCCUGCACCAAGGCUACCACAUGGGAACCACGCCAGCCCCCCAGAAAUCAGUUAGCCCCGGAGGGUCAAACCUGAGGCCUACGUAGCCCAGUCCAAGCCCUGGUCCAGGCUGAGACAGAGGGCCACACAGGGCAGAGCGGGCAGACAGUCGUUGAACGAGAACCACUAGCUCUCUUUGCAGGUUGCUGGUUUAUUGUGCUUUUUAUUUUUAUUUCAACUUUUAUCAUUAUGUGUUUAUCCUGUCAUUGAGUUGACCUGUGUGGUUCAAGUCCUCUCAGGCAGAACAAAAUCUGUCUGGCAAUUGGAGGGAGAGUGCAAUACACAUCCACAGCAUGAGAGUGUCACACUUAGCUUGCCAUUAGCUGUGGAAUCGAGCCGUGACGAGUUGGUUGGUUGUGUCUGGCGAUGUAACAACCCAAAGACACAACCAGCAGCAGCCAAAGAUGUCUUUUUGAGAGCAGAUGUUGCAAUUUUGUCAUUCCUUUGAAGAGGAGAAGGUAGGAGGGAUUCUGGUUCAUAUCCUUACUGGUCCUGACAUAAACCUGAGCUGGGACUGAAACAGUUUGACUGACAGUCAUUACACCAUAACAGACGCAGUGCACAUAUAACUGACUAAACAAAGACCUAUCUGAGUGACUUGGGAUGAUAAAUAAAGUGUCAGAGAGGAGAGAAUGUACAGAAAGAGGAUUAGUGAAGUGUGGCUGGUGAAGUAAGAUAGUGAGUGUCAAAGAAGAAAAGACAAAGCAAGUUAGGCAGGAGUGUUUAGGAUAAGGUUGCAGUAUGAAUACAUCCCAGUGGCUACCUAUUAAGUAAAAUGCAAUAAUGGCAAAGAUAAACUGUCCCUUGUAACUGUGGCCUUAAUCCCCAAACACAUUUAAACAUUGACUUUGUACAUAGAUAUUUCUUCACUGGGUUAUGAUUCCAUGUUUAGCAUAGUUAUGUCUCUGUGACAGUCUGGUGUUGUUGUGAUUUGAGUUGUCCAUCCAUACAGAUUUAAUAUCAUACAGAUUUGUCCUGCACAGCUGACGUAUAAGCCAGUGGAUCUGCAACAUAAAAAGCAUUGUCCUGGUGUUGACCACCAUUAUGAGUUUGGAUUGAAGAGGUGAUGCUGCUGUAAAUUACAAUCUGAGUAGAGGUUAUUUGCAGGGUGAUUUUUUUUUAUUUUAUUUUUUUU